Messenger RNA from Spodoptera litura, 8039 nucleotides. RefSeq lists its product as uncharacterized. The record is from RefSeq and is a predicted model, not a curated record. NCBI's taxonomy places the organism in Eukaryota, Metazoa, Arthropoda, Insecta, Lepidoptera, Noctuidae.
CCGCCGCCCGCCGCCGCCCGCCGCCCGCCGCCCGCUCCCGCUCCUACUGCGCGUUACAUGACUGAACUGCUGCUCCGACCGCUCCUGCACUCACCCUAGUGCCCAGAGCUUACGCCGCAAAGCGUUGCCUCGUACUUCCACUGAUAAUACCGCGUUUGUGUUUACGCGGCUACGGAGUUUGAGAAUUAGAAGCGAGUUCAGAGCAGCCGAUUUAGGUCGCCCGGUUCAGUGCUAGCAGCGAGAUAUUUUUAUUGCCACUGUUGGGUGCAGACGUACGAGCGCCUGAACACGUUGCUUGUUAAAUAAAUUAUUAUUUAUAGAGUAAAAUCGUAAAUUUCAUUCCAUAAACAUUUGCGUGUGUAUGUGAUUAUUCGUAGUUCCCUUUAUAUCGAGUGCAAUUCUAUGUUACGAGACGUAGCAUGGACUGCGUGAGAGGAGGAAUGUGACGAACUGUUCGUUAGCGGCAUUUAGGUGAAAUCUUUGACAUUUGUAAAGUGCAUUUGUGUGUGUUGAGUGAGAAUGCAUCACUUGUAUCCCCUGGCGAAGGGCGACCCGCUAUGUCCGCUGGGGUUCCACCCGCAGGUGCGCUGGCCGACGCGCUGCAAGCGUUGCUUCCGCGACUACAAGGAGCAUGGUGGCGUGCGCAAGAAGGAGGACGACUUCACCGUGUCCACGCCCAGCCUCUCCACUUGGAACACGCCGUCGUCACGAAGUCGUGAUGAAGACAAUGGCGCGGAAGUGGAGAAGGUGGGGCGAGGGUGGGCAUCCAGUAGCAACCUUAGCACAAUCGACUCUCCCAAGAAAGACGCCUUCUCCACAGGGUUCACAAGAACCAGUGCAUCGUGGACGUCGACGCCGGACCUGGGGGCCAACGAGACCGAGAGUUCGAACGCUGUCACCGUCAGUCUGAAGCUGCCCAAGAGACGACUAACGGGACCAUUGCCAUCAAUAGAUACAGGGCAGAAUCAUACUACAGAUACAGUGACAUUGCGGCGACCGUCGCCAUCGCCUCCGCCGGUACCUGCGCCGGCGCAGACACAAAUUACUAUAAGCAAGAACGACUCGCUAGCUGAACGCGUGCGAAAGAUGCAGUUAAUUAAAUCUCAAAAUAGUUUUGAAAAGGAAUCAAGUAUAGAAAAAGAAAGAGAGAGACGAAGUUUAUCCAGAAGUAAAGAAACGUACCACGAAGAAAAGCCUGCGCGGCCCAAAGAAGACAAAAGUUCAACCAAGGAUGAUGUCAACUUUAUGAUGCAGGUGAAAAAUUCGCGAAACUCGUCAGCAAGUUCCAAGCCUCCUGUUAGAGGGGGUCCUUCACGAGACAAGGAUGAUUCGGAUGAUGACACCAGCACUGCUGGAACUGUCACCACCGAGACCACACUCGUCGACGCUAACGUUAAGGAGUAUCAGGAACAAAUAGAGAGUCUAAAACAAGAAAUGGACACACUAAAGAAACGUUGCGAGCGAGUGGAGAAGGAGAAGAGUGACAUUUUACUGCGGAGGCUCGCGAAUAUUGACUCUGUGAACAAGUACACUACUGGACGGUCCUCAGAGGUUCUGAAGUUGCAGCAGAAGGUGAACGAGCUCACGUCACAGAAUGAGGACCUGAAGGACGAGAAGAAACAUCUCGCGUUACGAGUCAGAGAAAUAGAGAGUGAACUUGAGUCUCGUCCCUCAGUAGAAGCACAGACUCGUCAGAUAGAACAGCUCCGUGCGAAGCUGUUGGCUGCGGAGACGCUGUGCGAGGAGCUGAUGGACGAGAACGAGGAUAUGAAGAAGGAACUGCGCGAUCUUGAAGAGGAGAUUGAGGAGAUGCAGGAUAACUUCAGGGAGGACCAAGCAGAUGAAUAUUCGUCACUCAGGAGGGAACUAGAGCAGACCAUAAAGAAUUGUAGAGUUUUAUCGUUUAAGUUAAAAAAGACUGAAAGGAAAGCUGAUCAGCUGGAGCAGGAGAAAGCUGAACACGAGAAGAAACUUUUAGAGAUAGUGGGCGGUCAAGAUGGGUUACAACGGGAGAACCGCAUCAAGGAGUUGGAACAGGAAGUGGCGCGGUCCACUGAGGUGGCGCUGAGGUUGCAGAGGGAGCUCUCGGAGGCCAAUGCGAAACUUGCUGCAGCCUCCGGAACUCCUCCCGCCAACCUUAAAAAGAACCAACUUACUGACGGGAAAGUAUCACGGUCAUCACUGACCCGUGGUGGCAGUCAAGAAGACCCUGCUCAACUCCUCCGAGACCUGCAGGACUCACUGGAGCGCGAGGCUGACCUCCGCGAACAGUUAAGGAACGCAGAAGAAGAGGCUAGUCGAUAUCGGCCACGCGUCGUCGGCAAGAGGAUUCGUCCACAACUUAUUCCACAAUCACCCAAAUCUGAUCCAAACUCACCUCAAAAACCCAUCACCGAUAGUGAAAUGCUAGAACCAAAUACCAUCCAAAGAAUACUUGAGAUGCAACUAGCUUUAGAAAAGAGUUUGUCAUCACUCGAUAGUAGCCCAUCGUCUAUUGGCGUUAACCAGGUCACUCAAUCCCCACAAGAUCUCAUUACUAGUUAUUCCGAAGGUUGCCAAACGGAUACUAUUUUAGUACACGAUGUGAUGACAGACACUAAAAAGAUUACUCUUGAUUCGAUUGUACAAAGUACAAUAGAUAUAUUGGAAAUGUAUACGCAAACAGAGGUAGCGUUUAUGAAAAAUAAACAUAUGCAAACUGAAUUUAUGAGAAUGAACAAUUUUGUGCAAACUGAUAAACAGAAAUUAAGAAAUGCUAGUGUGCAGACGGCGGCUAAGCUUUAUGAUCAUAAAGCUCUACAAGCCGUCAAUAACUCCAAAGAGUAUGUGGACGCUAGCACAGAGACUGAUUUAAUUAAUGAUGAAGAUAAAAUGCUUGAGCGAGAUCUCCUAAUGGAUACGCUAGAAGUCAAUGAAAUAUUCAGUAGAGAUAAAUCUGAAAGUCCUCCUCUUACUCCAGAUAAAACUCCAGAGUCCCGUUCUCCCUUCCCCUUGCCCUUCGUAUCACUGUUCAGUCCGCUGGCAGUAAGAAUGCCAAACAUAGGUCGGAAGCUGUCUCCAACACCUCCUUCAAAUAAGCUCAGUGUUGAUACUAAUGAAAAAGAUGCCAAAACAGAUGAGGAAGAUCCAGCUGAGUUACGACUCUUACUCGAACUCAAUGAACAGGAAACAACAGUUUUACGCAAAAAAGUUGAAGAAAUGGAACAAGAAAAGGAUUCGUUGAAAAAACAAGUGAAAGAGCUUACUGAUAAAAUUGCCAAUCAGCCCAAGAAUAAUUCAACCGUUACCCUUCGACGGACAACGAAUGCUAAGAGUAAUAACUUGGCCGAAGAAAAAGUAAAAGUAUUAGAAGAUGAAAUUGCCGAGCUAAGGAAGAAACUUAUUGAAAAAGAAAGGGACUGUGAGAGGCUGCAUGCUGAACUCAGCCUAUCGAAAAAACCAAAAGCUUCCCUUAUUAAGAGCAAAUCACUAGAUGGUGACCAACAAAAUGUCGAUUUGAAGAGACAACUUCAAGUGAUAGAACAAGAAGCAAAUGUACUUCGCGCCAAAACGCAGAGUUUAGAAGCUGACAAUGAGAAACUACAGCUAGAAAACAAAAAAUUACAACUACUGAAGAACACCAAAACCUUGAAAUCUGAUAAAUCAGUAGAACAGAAUGCAGCAAAAAUAACGCAACUAGAAAAUGAACUAAAAGAAGCUUUAGCCAAAUUAAAAGAAUUUGAAAAUAAUAAGGAUGAUAAGACAGAGAAGAAGGUCAGGUUUGGUGGAGAAAUCAACAACAAAAAAGACGCGGAUGCAUUAAAAGCGAAACAAGAAGAGUUGGAUAAAUUAAAAUUAAACUUUAGCAAGCUCGAGAAAGAAAAAGCUCAGUUACAAGUUUCAUUGAAGGUACUAAAAGAAGAUGCAAUAAAAUCAUUCAGGCCGAGAGUUCCAAAGAAACCAACAGAUUUAACGACUAAACUCCAAAUGAAGAGGAUGGUUGAAGAUUUGGAAAGUGAAAUUGGGGAAAUGUAUGUUGUAAUGAAAAACGCCGGUCUCUCUGGAACUGAAAUCAACACCAGAGCUCAAAUGGAGAAAGAUAUUGAAGAAAUAAGAUCCAAAUUGUCCAAAAAUAAUUCCGAAUUUACAAACGAGAAGAAUCGUUUGCAAACUGAAAUUGCUAAACUAAAGGAUCUCAAUACAAAAUUAGAAACUGACAAAACUGAAAUAAGUGGUAAAUUAAAAAGUUUAGAAAAAGACAAUAGCAGUAUAGCUGGACAAAUCAAAACGUUGCAAGAAGAAAAGAAGAGCUUAGAAGCACAAGUUAGUAAACUGAAUAGUGAUCUAAAAAAUGCAACAUCCCUACAAACCACUAUGUCCGACUGUAUGAAGAAAAUAGAAGAACUUAAAAAUGAAAUAGACGUUAAAGAUAAAGAAAUCGAUAAGUUGAAGAAACAAGCAGAAAAUGUAAAUAAAUUAGAACAGGAUAAACAAAAAUUGCUCAAAGAGGUUGGAGAUAAGGCUAAAAAGAUAGGUGACCUAGAAAAGAAAUUCAAGGAAGCAGAGGACAAAUGCAAACGGUUUGAAAAGCAAUUAGCUUUGCGCAAAGACAAGGUGGCGAAAUUGGAAAAGGAGCUCUCUCAAGAAAAGGAACAAGCAGAAGUACUAGCCAACAGCCAACGACGCAUCUCAGUAGAUUUCACUAACGAGAAAGAUCAAAUGCAAUCAAAACUAAUAAAGACUGAAAGUAAACUCAUAACACUAGAAACGGAACUAAAGGAAAUGAAAUCUGAUUACGAAUCCAAAAUAACUCAUUUGGAAUCUACGAUAUCUGCCAAAGAUAUUCAUAUCAAACAACUGGAAGAAGCAUUACGAGACACCUCUAACCAGAAAUACGAUGAAGCUAUAUCGUCAGUAGAAAUGGCACAGAUGCAAGACAAACUGGAGAGAACUACCAAGGAAUUAGAGGAGAAACAAGAAGAAUUAACGAAUGCUAAGAGAGAGUUGGAAAGUACCGAGAAAGAACUAUCGGCAAUAAAGUCAGAGAUGAUUCAGUUGAAAUCCAGUAUAUCGAAGUUGGAGAGUGAGAAGAAAGAGCAUGAGAACAAAUUGCAAGCAGAGAAGAAGGAGUCGAGUUACUGGGAGAGCAAAGCUUCGGAACUUGAAACUGACUUGCAGGCUGAACGGAAGAAACUGGAACGCAUGCGCAAGGCUCACGAUGUAGAUAUCAAGAACAAAGAAGCAGAAUUGGCUACACUUAAAGGUAAACUAAAAGUUCUAGAACAAUCUUCUGGUGCAGGCGCCAAGAAGAUAUCUGAUCUCAAACAGGAAUACGAGGAAACUGUUAAAAAAUUGGAGCACUCCCUUGCGGUAGAGAAGGCGGAGUAUGAGGAAUUGACUGGUAAAUACGAAAUAUUAGAAGAAGAACACGUGGUCACUAAAGCAAGACUCACUGUUGAAAAGGAGCAAGCGCAAGGUGAAUUAAUACAUGCCCAAAAAGAAUUGGCUUCAGCGUUGGCCGAAAUCAAAACUCUUCAAAACAACUAUGAUACGCAAUCUUCAGCGUGGACUAAAGAAAAGACUGAACUGCAGAACUCUAUAUCAUCGCUACAAGACCGUCUAUGUGGUGGAGGCUGGGAGGUCGAACGCGCACGACUCAACGCUAAGCUUGAGCAACGAGAGCGAGAACUACGCACCGUCAACGACCAACGAGACGUCUUGGAACACCAUCACGAUCAAGCUAAGAAAGAGUUGGAGGAAGCAAGAAAGAAACUGGAAGACUACGAACGUGUCUCCAAGGUACAGAGGACUCUAACGACAGAGAAUGCUGAAUUAGAACGAGAACUGUCAUCUCUGAACACAAGGCUCGAACAAGCUGACGUGUCUAGGAAAAAUGAGUUGGCAGAAAUGAAGCUUAGGUACGAGGGACAGAUGAACACCAUGAGAGAUGAACUCAAGUCUUUGCAUAACCAGGUGUCAAGGUUCAGGCGUGAAAGAGACAACUACAAACAAAUGUUGGAUGCUGCUCAAAAGACGAUGACAGAAAUGAAGAACGGCGACAAAAAUGCUAGAACAGCGAGACAUUCAAUAUCUAGUACUGAUGAAGAGGAAUAUCGUAACAAAGUCGCGACACUGGAGCAGCAGACAGCGUGCCUAGAGGACGAGCUCUGUGAAGCGAGACUGCUGGCGUCCAAACUGAACACUGAGCUCAUCAGCGAGCGAUCCGCAGCUGAAGUCCGUUUCGCAGAAAUGCAAUCCAGGCUUAAUGAGUACGAAGAAGAAAGGUUACUGACAUCAGGCAGAGCGCGCGUAGCAGGUCUGGCGACACGUAUGGAACUCGCGUGGCACAAGGAACGCGAUGAACAGCAGCGGCUACUGCAGGAGACCUCCACUCUCGCCAGGGACUUGAGGCAGACACUCUUUGAGAUAGAACGCGAAAGAGAGAAAGAGAGAUUAGACAUGAAGAGAAGAAUAGAACAAUUAAAGAGAACUACCGAAGAAGAGACGGAAGAGGCUAAAAAGAAGGUGACAGAACUGCAGUGUGAUCUACUGGAGCUCCGGGACGCGCACGCUAAGUUACGUACCGCAAAUGAGAAGCUGCGUCGCGAUAAAGAACGACAUGACCGAGAUCGUGACCAGAACAAACUUCUUGUUGGUUCACUCAAACGUGCUCAGCAGGAGGAUGACAGGAUAAUAACGCAACUUCUAGAAACUAUAGAUGACCUGAUGAAGCAGAGUCCUGAUUUGUUCCGUAAUCAUACUCCUGUCAAACCAGAGAAGAACUUGCUGACGCCUACGCCACCAAGACGGAAUAGGUCAUCAAAGUCCCGGUCUCGGUCGGCGACGCCUGAGAACGGUGUGAGUGCAGUGGACACGGCUACUACUGCGGCGCGACUGCGACGACUCACUGAUGAACUGCGCGCCUCACGCAUCGCUGAGAGGCAACGACGACAUCAAGCCACUGCCAGGAGAGCGAUGUCAACGGAGCCCCGCGACACACUGUCCGUCUCACCAGCUACGCGCACGCCAUCUCGUGCACCUUCACUCAAGAAGAGAUCCAUUUCUCUUGAACAGACUACUAAGGAUCAGAGCCUAAUAUGGAAAUCUGUGGAUGAGAGCAGCGUGUCUUCGAUGCAGUCAUUGGACGGAGACGCCGACAACCGGCUGUUCACUAUGCAACGAGAUGCUAGUCUAGACAGUCGGUUAUCCGGCGGCUCAGCUCAAAGCGAAGUACUUCCAUCAGAAAAGAAGAAAAAGAAGAGCAUUUUCGGCAAAUUAAAGAAACUAACCAAGUCUCGCUCUAUUGACGACCAAGUUGACAGCACGGAGCAUGUCGAGUUCAGACCAAUUGGCACUGUUUCUCAGCAGGGAUCGGAUUCGGACAUGAGUACAGCAGGCAGCAAGCGAGACCUGCGAGGUCGACUGUCCGAUAUGUUCAGCAGAAAAGGACCAAUGUCACGUACCAACAGUAAAGAGCUAAGUCCGGAGCGGCCGGCAAGUGCGAUGGGUAGUAUGACGAGCUCGUCCCGGCCUCCACUACGUAACGCUAGUAGCUCCACUCUCGCUAGGGCCUCGCCUGCUAAACCGAACGAAGUGCCGCGGCCAGCGAGCGCAACGCCUGCAGCCAAGAGGAAAGGGAAAUAACUGAUACUAUAAGGAUUUCGCUUCAUUAUAGUGUAUUUAUCCAUUUUCCUAUGAUUUUUCCACAUAGCUUGUAAUAUCACAAUACAUAUCAAUAAAAUAAAUUAUUCUGUAUAACUAUCGAUAGAACGCUACUGCUAACAGCGACUAGUAGUUGUCUAUUAAAUUUAUUGAGUACUUUGAAAGCGUAUUAGAACUUUAGCCCAGAUAUCGAUAGUUAUGCAAGUCUGAUUGCCGCCGUCACGCUAUAGUAACGCGACUGUGACGAGACCCAAUUCCUUACGUCCUUAGUUUCCUUGUGAGCACCGGGCGCAGUCGCCUACAGACGUCAACAUAAACGUCUAGAAGGCGACGAGCGACACCAGUGCAAUGUUUUAGUUAUGUACUUUGUAUCUUUAUAAUAAAGCUGUUGAAUUAAA